AGUAUAAGAAAGGAGAACAUUAGCUGCAGAAGCUCUUCUCAGGACGAAUUAAUGACUGCAGGAAUAAGAAGACGCAGAGCUGAGUAUCUUCAUGAAUGAAGAUGACACUGGAAACCAUCAACGCCACGGUGAUGCAGGGCUUCAACCGGUCCGAGCGGUGCCCAAGAGACACCCGGAUGACACAGCUGGUGUUCCCCGUCCUUUACACGGCGGUUUUCCUGACGGGCGUCCUGCUGAACACGCUGGCCCUGAGGACGUUCGCGCACAUCCCCAGUUCCUCCACUUUCAUCGUCUAUCUCAAGAACACGUUGGCGGCCGACCUGUUAAUGACACUCAUGCUUCCUUUCAAAAUCCUCUCUGACUCACACCUCGGACCUUGGCAGCUAAGAGCUUUUGUGUGUCGUGUCUCGGCCGUGAUCUUCUACGAGACCAUGUACAUAGGCAUCGUGCUGCUGGGCCUCAUAGCUUUUGACAGGUUCCUCAAGAUCAUCAGACCUUUUGGAAAAUAUUUUAUUAAAAAACCUGUUUUUGCAAAAGUGGUCUCAACCCUCAUCUGGUUCCUGUUGUUCCUCAUGUCCCUGCCAAAUAUGAUCCUGAACAACAAGGCGGCGACGCCGUCGUCUGUGAAGAAGUGCGCAUCGCUGAAGGGCCCUCUGGGGCUGAGAUGGCAUCAAGUGGUCACUUACAUAUGCCAGUUUAUUUUUUGGACUGUUUUUGUUCUAAUGCUUCUGUUUUACACGGUAAUUGCAACAAAAGUAUACAGUUCUUACAAAAGGUUCAGAAGUAAGGAUGGCAAAAACAGCAAGAAGGUGGAGGGGAAAGUGUUUGUGGUGGUGGUGGUGUUCUUCGUGUGCUUCGCUCCGUUUCACUUUGCCAGAAUACCUUACACUCACAGUCAGACCCACAACAGCACCGACUGCAGGCAGGAGAAUCAACUAUUCAUCGCUAAAGAAACAACCCUCUUUUUGGCAGCAACUAACAUCUGUAUGGACCCCUUAAUAUACAUAUUCUUAUGUAAAAAAUUCACACAGAGACUGCCGUGUAUGAAAUGGAGGAAGACCACAGCAUCAAGCCAAGAACACUGCACCAGUCAGACAGACAACAUAACCCUAGGCUGACGACUGUGUACAUGGCUAAUUUCUAUCUAGUAAUGAGACGUUAAAAGGUCACUGAUUUGGAAAUCAAAAUUAAGCAGCAAAAGAAAAAAUACGGUAAUAAAUGAUUUCUUACAUUAUCCUAGUGUAUAGCAAAGGCUGUGUAACUUAACUCCAAGCAUCCAUUGGUAAGCAAAACGAACCAACACUGAGAACCCAACAGAAAGCAAAUGGUCACCUUUUUAAGGAUAUUCAAUUAAUACUUGGGAAAGAUUAAUAACUGUUCAUCCCUAAAACCUCCUCUCUAAACAUCCCACAGUCUUUCACAUAUAAUUUCGACAAUGCUACCUCCUUUAUAGCACUAAAAUGCUAAUAUUUCUGACAUAAACAAACCCCAACUUCCAAAGUUCAUCUAUAAAAGUGACAGUGAGGGGUUGAAACAGAGGCUAGGUAUGAAGAGUCUGAGGAUUCCAACUGGCUGAAAAAAACCCUCUGAAAUCCUGGGGGAAGAAUUUCUCCUUAGGAUUAUAAAGAGCCCCUUCUGUAUUUCAACAGUACACUACCGGAGGUACACGCAACAUUAAAUCCUCCACUCACACUCAGUGUCUAUAAACCGGGGAGGAGAAUGCUUUGUUUUUCAGCAAAGCUUCCCUGGGCCACAGUGUCUGUAGCCCAACUCUACCAUCCUGGCUGAAAAUAACCACUUCACCACUCUGAGUGCAUGUGAAGUUCCUCUUCACAGAGUUCCCUUUAAGAUUUAACUGCAGUUCUUGACUGUAUCCCCUAACGAUAGUUAACAUUCUUAAAAGGCAGAUAAGUUUUCUUGAUAUCUUCCAAAGUACUUCCCAUAGAUCAUGGAUUACAGACAUGUGUUAAGUGUAAUGUGCUAUCCGUGGUACACACAAGAAAUGUAGCUGCUGACCCACAAGCAGUAAUAUCCACAUUAGAAGAUUUUUUUCAAACCCUACUUAUUCUUACUUACUACUAUUUUUUCCUGAAUCCCUUUGUGGGUUAAAAAUAUUUUUUAAAGGAAAAUGUGGUUUGGAAUUAUGGGUGCUAAUUUAUACUAGCUGGAGGAAACACACAAAGGAAGAAUCAUCCUCUAUAAAUGUGUAUGUGUCACCAGCUCCAACACAAUCAUCGAAACGCACAGCCCAGGCCUCCUUCCUCCCGUGGCCAUCAGGCCCCAGAGGCCACAGAACUUACCCUUCCGGAAUCAUAUGCUAACCGCUUUUUCAUUCCUCUAACUUUAUACAGCUGCAUAAAACUGCAGUUGCCAGGAUGUGCUAUGCUUUUGCCCCUGGGGCACUGCACACACUUCCUUCUCUUCACCUAGCAACUUUUUCUUCUGUGAAACCCUAAGUUGCCAUCACUUGGUCUGUGGAAUCUCAUCUGGCCCAUCUCCCACUACCACCUCAAAAUCAACCACUCCGUCAUCUGCAUGUUGUCAUGCCUCAAUUAUUGUACUUAUCACAUUGCUUUGUAAUUACGUGCUGAAAUACAAACCUACUCUUAAACAACCUGUAUGUACUUUUGAUGGCAGAGGCUGCCUCAUUCUGUAAUUAAUAAAUAUUUCAUCAAACAAA
Messenger RNA from Chinchilla lanigera (long-tailed chinchilla), 2680 nucleotides. RefSeq names its product purinergic receptor P2Y, G-protein coupled, 13 (gene P2ry13). The coding region runs from base 96 to 1118 and encodes 340 amino acids. Lineage: Eukaryota; Metazoa; Chordata; Mammalia; Rodentia; Chinchillidae. The transcript has 2 exons. The record is from RefSeq and is a predicted model, not a curated record. Gene Ontology annotation, biological process: G protein-coupled receptor signaling pathway; negative regulation of adenylate cyclase activity. Gene Ontology annotation, molecular function: G protein-coupled purinergic nucleotide receptor activity. Gene Ontology annotation, cellular component: membrane.